AAAACGGAAAACCCCAGAGGCUCUGAUCUCUCCGGGCUUCAGGGUCUGGGGUAGGGGGCAGCCUCCCCUUUGGGUCAGGGUCCUCGGAGCCUGCGAUCCAGCCUGCCUGGGGCUGCUGGUCGAAGGUCCCUGCCACGUCCUGAUUGGCCCGCCCCUGAGUAGGGAGUUCUAGAAGAGACGUGAUAACCUUUCACACCACCGUUUGCUUGUGACCGGAGAAGAAAGGAGGGAUGAAUAAGAGGCGCAGAGGAAUGAGUGUUAGGAUGGACCCUCGGGAUGGGACGGCUUUCCUGUUGGCGUAAAUCAGACGCCUGCAGGCGACUUGACUAGUGGCUUCAAACCCACACCCCACAGCGAGGGCCAGGCCGAGCUUCACCCCGACGGGUGGGGCCAGCGAGGGGUCUCAGGCUGAGAGGGAACCUGGACCGGAAGCCCGAAGCCGGGGGCUGGCAGAAGAUGAGGCUGGCGCCCAUGCGGCUCUACACGCUCUCCAAGCAUCACUUCGUCCUGGUGUUCGUUGUCUUCUUCGUCUGCUUCGGCCUGACCGUCUUCGUUGGGAUCAGAGGACCCAAAGUGAUCCAGACUUCUGCAGCUAACUUUUCACUAAAUAAUAGCAAAAAGCUAAAGCCAAUUCAAAUAUUUUCCAAACCACUGUCUACAUAUAAUCAGCAGCUAUGGCUGACAUGUAUUGUCGAGUUGGAUCAAUCAAAAGAAACAUCUAUUCAGACAACCUUCACCAUGACUGUUAAGGUUGAUGGUGUAGCUCAGGACGGGACCACCAAGUUCAUCCAUAACAAAGUUCACAACCGGACGCGGAUGCUCACCUGUGCAGAGAAAUGUGCAGAAAUCAUCGUGGCUCACCUCAGCUACCUGAAUUACACUAAGUAUACAGUGACUGUGGGAUUCGAACACCUGAAGCGGCCCAUCAAGGAAAUGAACUUCACCUGGAAGACUUACGACCCUGCGUUUUCCCAUUUGGAAAUCUGGUUCCGGUUCGUCUUUGUGGUGCUCACCUUCAUUGUCACUUGCCUGUUCGCGCACUCUCUCCGCAAGUUCUCCAUGCGAGACUGGGGCAUCGAGCAGAAGUGGAUGUCCAUCCUCUUGCCUCUGCUGCUGCUCUACAACGACCCGUUCUUCCCCCUGUCCUUCCUGGUGAACAGCUGGUUCCCGGGGAUGCUGGACGACCUGUUCCAGUCUGUGUUCCUGUGCGCCCUGCUGCUCUUCUGGCUGUGCGUGUACCAUGGGAUCCGGGUGCAGGGAGAAAGAAAGUGUUUGACUUUCUAUUUGCCUAAAUUCUUCAUUGUUGGACUACUGUGGUUGGCUUCCGUUACCCUAGGAAUAUGGCAGACAGUCAAUGAAUUACAUGAUCCAAUGUACCAGUAUCGAGUUGACACAGGAAAUUUUCAGGGAAUGAAGGUUUUCUUCAUGGUGGUGGCCGCCGUGUACAUCUUAUACCUUUUGUUCUUGAUCGUGCGGGCCUGCUCCGAGCUGGGUCACAUGCCUUACAUAGAUCUCAGGUUAAAAUUCUUGACUGCGUUGACUUUUGUCGUGCUCGUCAUCAGCAUCGUCAUCCUUUAUUUAAGGUUCGGAGCACAAGUGUUACAGGACAAUUUCGUAGCUGAACUGUCGACUCACUACCAGAAUUCAGCUGAAUUCUUGUCUUUCUACGGUUUGUUGAACUUUUACCUCUACACUUUGGCCUUUGUGUACUCGCCCUCGAAGAAUGCCCUGUAUGAGUCGCAGCUGAAGGACAACCCCGCCUUCUCCAUGCUCAACGACUCGGACGACGACGUGAUCUACGGGAGUGACUAUGAAGAGAUGCCCCUGCAGAACGGCCAGGCCAUCCGGGCCCAGUACAAGGAGGGCUCCGAGAGCGACUGAGGCCUGGCCGCCUGCCCCUGCGAGCGCGCCCCCGCCUGCCUUCCCCGGACCCGGACCCGUCUGACGCGCAGACACACCCUGGUCCUCAUUCGUUUACACAUGUUUGAAAGGAAAACCAAAACUGAAGGCUAAUUUAAAUGUUGGGCCUAAAUUUACCGUCACACUGACGGCAUUUAUUUGGGAAGAGAGGCCCUGACAAAAAGUUUUAGCCAAAUCAUUUUUUCAGAGAUUCCAGAUGAUGAGAGACAAACUAUUUUCAAUGGUAAGAAAGAAAUCAUUCCUGUUCUUAGUAGAGAGAAUUACGUGCUUUAAAAAAAAAGUUUGCUGAUUUUGAGUUCCCGGAAAGCCUUUGUGAAUGUGGCCCGCAGCAUGGUGGUGUUCCCUCCUUGCUUCCUUUCUCCCCUGCCCCGUGGCACCAGUUGUCGACCCUUCACAGGGAAGCCCAUUUCUGAGGCUGCCCCAGAAGGGCGGUCCUUCCCCGCUGAGCAGCCGGGGCUCCAGAUGACCACGCAUCUCCACUUCGGGUCACCGGGGUCAGUUGCUAUGAGACGUCUACGCAAGGGCUGUUGAGGGGGAGAGGGAGGCUGGGUCUUCAAGGUGAAGACCGCCACCAAAGCAGAGCCAGGGUCUCGGGAGUUCUGAGGAGGGUUCGACAGGGUUCCUUAAGGAUUGACAGGUCGUCAGCUCCAGUUGACAGGGAAGGGUCUAACUGUCACGAGUCUUCUAGAGGCCUGUGAGCCUUACGUCAUGAAUAUGGAUGAGGCCCCUGUGGUUGGGGUGGGGAGGAGGGUACCCAUGAAAUUCCAGUGAGCAGUAGCAGCUCUGUUAAGGACGAUACUCCUGUAAAGAUUUUUUUUUUUUUUUUUUUUUUUUCAAUAAAAGCUAAACAAGUGACUGGUAACAAUACUACAGAUUCGUUAUUGCCAAAAAGCUCUUCAGCUUCACAUUUGGAAACUAGGUGCAAGAAGGUAACACAUUUUUAGAUGGUUUAUGGAAGAACAUCUUUGGGGAGAAGGUAACUUGUGGGGAAUCAUUCCUGCCUCGUGAGCUUCACACGGUCGUCAGGUAAAUGGGUGAACUGCUCUGCAUAAGUGCCAUCUGGAGCUGCUGAACCCAGGAGAAGGCCCUGGAGACCCCCAGCUCCUUUCUGUCAAGGCCAAGUGUGGGAGGUGGAGCUGUCUCCUUUGCCUUUCCUCUGGCGUGCACACUCAUCUCUUGAACGGUUCACCUGUGAGCACUGCAGACAUCCUGAGGCGUGCCAUCUGGGCAAACACAACAGGUAGGGACGUGAUUGUUCCACCCUGCAAACAGCGCCUCCCCUUUCUCCAUCUAUGCAUCGACUCUCCAGCUACCACGCAGAGCUCAAAGGCACAUUCCUCUUCAGGUAGUGCUGGGGCCUUAGAGAGCUUCCUGAAAGACUAUUUAUUAUGACUUCGUACUUUUCUUCUUAAUUUAACGUACCUUUAAUAUGGAUUCCAUUUAUAUUUGUUUUUAAAACCCUGUAAAUAAGAAAGUUUGAAUUCAAACAGUUGUGUUGUUGCAAGGGUAGUUCAAGUUUACUGGUUUUUACAUCUGCAAUGAUGUGAUUCCUUUUUUUUGAUUCUGUAUAUUCAGAGGUAUUGAAAACAUUUUCUGUUACCAAAUUUACUUCUAUUAAGACUCAUAUAAGUAAUUUUAUGUCAACUGAUGAAAAGUUACUUGUGCUGAUUAAUGUAUUCUAGUAUGUUACAGUUUACAAGUUUUAAUCGUUAUAACUGUCCAUAAUUUGGAACGCUUUUACCAGUAAUUGUAAAGUAUCUGAGGCAUUUAGCUGUACACAUUUAGGCAUUUUUUACAACUUAUCCUUGUCCUGUAGUGUAACUGUUAACUGAUGAUUGAUCUUCGUACGUUGAUUCUUGAUAGCAUCAGGUCAGUGAAAUGAAAAAUAAGGGAGUAUUUAUUAACUUUCUGUAACUAGAUUGGAAACAAGGAAGUUAUAAAAGAAAGUACUUUAGGGGGAAAUGGUUCUUAAUAAUCAUGCAUUUUCAAUUUAUCUUCUCUGGUGUAUCAUAUAUGUCAACAUAUUACAUCUUCCAUGUAAAAAUGUGCUUAAAGUAUAUAGCAUUUAGCAUGUGCCAUAGGUACUAGGUUAUAACACUAAAGUCUACCAGCAACCUUAGAUGGUAGCAGGAAAAUUAUUAUUUUUUUGGUCUUGGAGGGUUAUAAGAGUUCUAUAAACUAAACUUAAAAAUCCAAAGGGCUGACUUUAGUUCUUCCAUGGUAACGGCGUGAAUAACAUCAUCUUGGGGAUAAUUUUUUAUACUGGUCUAGUCUGGGGAACCUGGAAGAUGACCACAGGCCUUUCAGUUUCCCUAGAGAGAGCUUCAUUAUCCAUGAGGAUAAAGGUCCGCUUGAUUUAUUAUUAAAUCAUUAAAGCAGCGCAGUGAUGCAGUUUUCUCUCUUAAGCCCCAUUUGAAAGGCUAAAGAAGGGGAUAUAUAAAAUAGAUUCAAGGUUUGUAAUAUUGUUCCUGUACAUAAUUACAGAUUGCAGUAAAAGUUCAGAUUCAGUAUGUAAAGCCAGCUUGCUAAAUGGGCAGGUUACAGGACAAACGUCAUCAGCCUCAAGUACUCUUGUGAACUGUUUACUCAAGGUAAAGUUAAUGUUCAGUAUGUUGUGACGUGGUCAGUAGCUUAUUUCCUGGAAUCCUCUUCACAGGGCAAAACACUGAAGCUUAGAGAAGGGGUGAUGAAAAGGGACAUCUCGUUGAGGACUGGAUGUAGGACACAAGAAUGUAACACCAGACUAUGAAACACAGAAGGAUUUUCUGCUACUGAAAACUGCCUUUUUACAAAAGGACUGUAAAUGUUUGUAAAGUAAAACAACUCUAAAUCUUAGGCUCAAUGGAAAAGCUAGAGCUGAAUAUUAGACCUUGGAAGUGCGUCAGCGAGCACACUACCCCGGGUCACAGAAUGAUCACUGUAAUCAGAAGUCAAUAAACGUUUAUUUACGGCA
Messenger RNA from Bubalus bubalis (water buffalo), 4873 nucleotides. It is a transcript of the gene TMEM181, whose product is annotated as transmembrane protein 181. The transcript is spliced from 17 exons. The coding region runs from base 457 to 1881 and encodes 474 amino acids. Gene Ontology annotation, molecular function: toxic substance binding. NCBI's taxonomy places the organism in Eukaryota, Metazoa, Chordata, Mammalia, Artiodactyla, Bovidae. The record is from RefSeq and is a predicted model, not a curated record.